UGUGAAAGCAGUUUGCGUCGCUGCCCCACACCUCGUUUCCUCUUCCCGCCUCUCGCGGCGCAGAUCCCGAAGAUACGGAACUUAGCCGAAUCCUCGCUUCGAAGAAGAACUGGGACUUAGGACCUUACCGAGUGGAUUACAAACGAUCGGUUUUCACGAAAAGCGAAGCUUUUACGAACCAACCGAGGGAAAGGACCUCUCUGGCGUAAAAGAUGACCAACACCAACACAUCCCUGUGGAGCUAUGUCUCCACCAUGUCUCCGGAGCGGUUCAACGGCUUGUAUGAAGAAUUUCCUCAUACUCUACGUUGUCUCCUAGGGGAAUGGCUAGAAACAGAGCCAUGGGAAUUUAUCAACAGAUCAGAUUCUUUCUGUACUCUUCUGGCUGGAAGGCUGCUAUCUGCCAUGGUGGAGAAGAUACAAGAUCUUGCCAACAAGAACUGCAAUUCUGCUGCUCAGAUUCUUCAGUUUGUUGUCAACAUUGAGAGCAGAUAUCGGAAAGAUCCACUGCAGCUGGCAAAUGUUAUAAAAAGGAUCUUGGAAGCAGAGCAAACAGCAGUUCAACAGCAGCAUCAACACGUUCCCCUUGUCAUCGAACGUCAGCGGGAAGAACUGAUGUUUCGAUUCAGCAUACAGAAGCUACAAUACAGACUUCAAGAGAUUCAAACUCUCCGGGAAAGCUUCCAGCAGAUGAAGGGCAACACCAGAGCUCCAAUGUCACAAAACUCACUGGACUGUCAAUUUCCAAUUCAAGAGAACCUGCCAGCAAGUUCUCUUCAAAGCCUUCAAGGAUUGUUCAUGAAGAUGGACAGUGAGCUAGAAGAGGCCAAGAAGAAGGUUCUGAUGAGGCUUCUGAUUUGGAAGAGGCAGCAGCAAUUGGCUGGGAAUGGAAGUCUGUUUGAUGAGGACUUGUCCCCGCUGCAAAAGAGGUUGGAAUGCCUGGUAGAAAUUUGGUUCCAGUUUCGCCAGCAGUUGAUUACAUCUGGAGUUGAGCUUCAAUCUCAUAUUCGAGAACAUCUUGAUGAUACAUUCAACUCUCUUAUACAAAAUGAAGGCACUGGAGAGAUUGUAAACAACACGGCGUCGCUGGAUAUAAAUGCCUCCAGCAAUUCUUGUACUGCUCAGUUCAAAAAUUUGCUUCUCAAAAAGAUCAAGCGUUGUGACCGCAAGAGUACAGAAUCCGUAACGGAAGAGAAAUGUGCUGUCCUCUUCAGUACCAGCAUCUGCCUUGGACCCAAACAAACCAACUUCCACCUACAGGCUCUGUCGCUUCCCAUUGUGGUAAUUGUGCAUGGAAAUCAGGACAACAAUGCCAAAGCCACCAUCUUAUGGGACAACGCCUUUGCUGCUCCUUUACCAAUUGCAAGUCUGCUCAUUGAUCCAUUAAAGCAAGAUUUCACUGUACUUGCGAAAAGUUUUUCCCCCCAGUUUCACAAUCAGAGAGGUGCACUUUUUCCUUUCAACCAUUACUACAAUUCUCUAAGCCCUGCAGUGUUGAUUAUUGAUUUUCUCCUCUGUUUUCCCCCCUCUAUCUGUCUAUUUUGUUCAUGCAGAUUGAUCAUGGGCUUUGUCAGCAAGCAGUAUGUUUUCAAUUACCUGAGCAAUGCUCCAGCUGGGACUUUCCUGUUACGUUUCAGUGACUCUGAGAUUGGUGGCAUCAGCAUCGCCUAUGUUUCCUACUUCCCAGAUGGUUCCACUCAGGUGGAGAACAUCCAGCCAUUCACAGCAAAGCAAUUGUCCAUUCGUUCACUAGCUGACUGUGUUCUGGAUCUCCCACAGCUCCAUAUGCUUUUUCCUAACAGACCCAAACACGAGGCUUUCAGAAGAGACUACAACACAGAGACACGAAAAAACACCAGCAGUUACGUCCCAGCCACGAUAAAGAUAACUGUAGACUCACCCUGCUUAUUCCCUACAUCAAUUCAGAAACCAGUUGACACUCUGGGCAGCUCUAAUGUGAAUCUUGCAGUCCAUUCUGAUUCAACUUAUCAUGAAGUGGCUGAAACCAUUUCCCCACCUUCCAGUGAAGAGUUUGAAAAGCUUCUGCACCCAGACCAAGACCUGCACCCGGACCUUCACUUUUGCCAUAAUCCAGUGUGAUCCAUUUUUAUGUGCUUGUCGUCUUUCUCUCUAAUACCUUGGAGAUACUUUAAUGGACCUUUUAUGUACUUCUCCCUAUCAAGCCUGGACAUAAACAGUGAUGGCUGGCAACCCAGAAGACUUACUGUGUACAGAAAACUACUCCUGGGCCUAUCUGCAUGUCUACUUCAUCCAGUUAGAUCUUUGCAAGUUCUUUUGAACCAAGACCUGCUUCAGUUGUGUGCCAAGUCAGCUCUGCCUAUAUUGUCAGCGCAGCCAAUGGAGCAAGAGAGGGUCGCCCACUCACUCACAUCUCCUUUGCUGUGGGCAAUAAUGCCUGGGGAAAGGGGGACAAAUAUGAUGCACUAGCACCUCUUUGUGUUUUAUCACUUAUGUGUUACCUCUGGAUCGCAAGGGAAAUUUUGUAAUUUUUCAAUUAUAGAAUAUUAGAUUAACUUUUAUCAGUACCAGCAGCCAAGAAAGAAAACAUUUCAUCAGGAACUUCAGAAGAAAAUCUCUUGGUUCAUUUAAUGUAGGUAAAAUUUUGGUUGGGCUGCUGAUUCUUUCAUGUAUUUAGAUGGAUCAGUUGGGCAAAUGAAAAGAUUCCAAUGGAGUCUUCAUUAUUUUUCAUUUCUCCUUUGGAAGAAGAGACACCGUAUUUCCCCCCAGAAUUUAAUGUUCCACCCAGGAGCCUUUCUCCGUAUCAUACACAAUUGUUAGGCAGAGUGAGGUGACCAUCUCAGACCAAAACAAGAGCAAUGGUGGGGAAGUGUUGAAUUUCACAUGGCCUGCCUUACCGAUUUGCCAAAGUAACCCGCUGCCUUAGGUAUGGUGGUGAAUGCAAUCUUCCUCGCAAGUUUUUGUCCAUAGUUUUGGGGGCAGGGAGGUGCGAUUCAAUUUUCAUCCAAACAGCUGCAAAAUAUUUUGGUCCAGUGUUGCCAACUUGCAGUUCCUCUAUAAAAGAUGGAACCUAGAUUUUUUACACCUUUUUUCUGAUCCUGAGUGAAUUUUGGAUUCUUGAGUUAUGGACUACAGCACCUACCAUAUGCCAUUUUUUCUGGGUAGAACAAUGUAAAAUCCAGAUUUCUCCUAUAUUAUCAGCUAGCACAGCCCAACCUUUUAUACUAGAUUUCCUGUUGUACAUAUUCUAUCCUCAUUUGCCAAUAUCCUGGUAAAAGGUGCAGUGUAAAAUAACCCAUAAAAUAAUACUUUAUUCCAAAA
Molecule: messenger RNA, 3299 nt
Organism: Thamnophis sirtalis
Lineage: Eukaryota; Metazoa; Chordata; Lepidosauria; Squamata; Natricidae
Source: RefSeq, a predicted model, not a curated record